CACCCCUCGCGCCGAGGCCCUCCCACUCCUCCUCCUCUCUCGCGUUGCUCUCACGACCGCCGCCGCCUCCGCACGCCGCCACCACCACCACCACCUCCUCCUCCUCACGCCCUGGAGAGCCAGGAGCGGCGGAGUCAUGUUUAAGAAGUUUGAGGAGAAGGAGAGUGUGUCUACAUGUAUGCAGCUGAAGACAUCGGUGAUCAAGUCGAUCCGGAAUCAGCUGCUGGACCAGUACCCUGCCAUCGAGCCCUACCUCAACCAGAUCCUGCCCAAGAAGGACCCAUUUAAGAUUGUCAAGUGCCACGAGCACAUUGAGAUCCUCACAGUGAACGGAGAGCUGCUCUUCUUCAAGCAGAGAGAUGGGCCCCUCUUCCCAACCCUGCGGCUCCUACACAAAUACCCGACCAUCCUGCCACACCAGCAGGUGGAUAAGGGCGCCAUCCGGUUCGUGCUGAGCGGCGCCAACAUCAUGUGCCCGGGCCUGACGUCGCCGGGGGCCAAGCUCCGCUCCGCCGACAAGGAGACCAUUGUUGCCAUCAUGGCAGAAGGCAAGCAGCACGCGCUCAGCGUGGGCAUCAUGAAGAUGUCUGCCGAUGACAUCGUGAAAAUCAACAAGGGGAUCGGCAUCGAGAACGUGCACUACUUGAACGACGGACUGUGGCACAUGAAGACGUACAAAUGAGAGAGCGUCGCGGCGCGAGUUCGGACGCCCCGGUGACGACGACCCUGGUGACCCCGGCCACGACCCCGGUGACCCCGGCGAUGACCCCGGCGGAGUUGGCAGUCGUUAGCCAGCGGCGUUGCCAAUGCCGUUAAUUUUUAAUUUGAAACUUUUUUUUGCUUUGCUGUCAAACGCGUCGAUGCAAACGUCCCCAGGGUUUUCUGCGUUUCUUUGUGACGGGAAUUUUUUAAACUGAAUUGCGUGCGUUUUAGCGUCGUCGUCGUCAUUAUUUUUUUUGUUCGUUAUAGUUUCAUUAUUUUAAAAGUGGACGUCCUCGCUCCGUUCUAAGUUUCGGUGGGCCCCGUUGGGAUGAGCCGCUCGGGGCUCCGCGAGCGUUCCUUUGCGAGAGCUACAAAGUCGAAAGUUGACGACCAUGAAGCCAUUGGCUGGCUGCAACGACGGUGCGCACGCUUACGAAUGCUGUCAGGUGUGAAGCGGCGUGGCUUUCUGAGCCAAAUGCGCGCGCUCGGAAACCGAUAGCGGGGACGUUUAUUUUGCGAAACGCAAAGUUGAACCAGCCGCUUGUGCGAAACGCGGCGGCGUGCUGUGUUAAACGCACGGGUUCUCGUCUUUAAUUGUGUACGUCGCAACGCUUGACCGAAACGCUGUGGCUCCGAGCUGUAUUUAUGACGUGUACACGCAACGGUCUUUUUUGUUGUUGUCGAUCCGCUGCCGGACGGGGGCCCUCGCCACUCCGUGCAGGGUGCCCCUUGUGGGUUAUUUUGACCGUACUUCACCGCGCCGGUCGGUACGGGAGGAUGAAGGCGUGGAGAACAGGAGCGCAGAAGUACAGCACAACGGUUUUGCUGCACUGUCGUCUGCUGCCCGCCGUCACGUUGCGCCCCAAAGCCCUAUGGCAACUCGUGUGUGCACGCGACUGUCCAGGCUCAAAGCUGCUUAGCUGCCUAGAUCUGAUGUCGGGGUGCACUUUGGGGGAUUUAGUUAUCGGCAUGUUUAUAAUACUGUUAUAAUUCAGUAUUUUUUUUUUUAAGAAAUCUUCACUAAUGAGUCUGAAGACGUUAAAAAAACAAGUUCAGCUUGAAAUAAUUGGUUCGUGCUUUAAAUGGCUACGUGUGGGGGAACAACCAUAAAACCUGGGGGGAAAACCCCAGCACGCGUAACGUGGAAUUUACACGGCUGGGUCAAGGCGAGCAUUGUGGUGGUGCUUACUUCUCGCUUGCAGCCUUGAGUCGGUCGGGGAAAUUCCACAUUUCUUUGUCAGGGGGCGAGUCCGUCCAUAGGACGGCAACCACUGUAGACUUCCCCGCAAAGUUGUACUCGUUUUAUCAAUCCCGGAAGGAUGACGGGCUGAGGCUACCGCCAAAAACGAGUUGCUCGCUCCACUGCCGAGCCAUCUGGCUGGAGGUGCGUGACGUUGGCUAGGAGAUGUCAACUACCUCGCCUGGUAUGCAGGAGGUUCGUGGGUUUGAUCCCAACUCUGACACCUGUAUAUUUGGAGUUUGCGUCUCUAUAUCAUCAUCAUCACGGUGGCUAGGAGAUGUUAACUACCUCGCCUGGUAUGCAGGAGGUUCGUGGGUUUGAUCCCAACUCUGACACCUGUAUAUUUGGAGUUUGCGUCUCUAUAUCAUCAUCAUCAUCACGGUGGCUAGGAGAUGUUAACUACCUCGCCUGGUAUGCAGGAGGUUCGUGGGUUUGAUCCCAACUCUGACGCCUGCUGUGUAUUUGGAGUUUGCGUCUCUCUCUCAUCAUCAUCACGGUGGCUUGGAGAUGUUAACUACCUCGCCUGGUAUGCAGGAGGUUCGUGGGUUUGAUCCCAACUCUGACACCUGCUGCUGUAUAUUUGGAGUUUGCGUGUCUCUCUCUCCCCCAGUGGUCGUGUGGAUUUUCCUCCCCUCCAAAUUUUGAAUCGACAUGCGUUUAGAGUAUUUGGCUUCGAUCAAUUUCCACGUGAUAAUAAGCCGCUUUGUUGAGCUAUCAUUUGUGGCCAGGUCGCUUCUGAAAAAGAGCUGUGGAGCUCAGUGGGCCUUACCUGGUAAAAUAAAAAAAAAAUAGUUUAAAUCGUGUAAACAGUUUUAAAUAGGUGUUUCCCCAUCGCUCGUUUCGAUCCGGGGAAACUCUUUUGGUACGGGACGUACCGAUCUCAAUUCGUGUUUCUUAACUUCAGUUUCAUCCGGACAUAAGAUUGUUGCCAAAGUUCUGUACCUGGAAUGCGCACCCCAUAUUUGUCAGAUCUUGGAAGCAUGCAUGCAUCAUUGAGCUUGGAUGGGCGAGCGGACGUGACGCUGGUUAUUACUGCUCUGCUACAAAGCAGCAGAUGGCAGUGCGAUACGAUGUGUUGUCUUGUACUUCCAUAACCCCUCCUCGCCUUCAUCCACACGUGUCGGCAGGUGUGGUGCAGUUUGGUGAAUUUACCUCCACGACCGGUACGGGGCGGUGAGGCCCCUCGUACAGUGCUGGAGUUGACGAGCGGGAUACGCCGCGUUUAAUAAAAAUUCAAAAGAGCGGACGACAAAGAAAAGUACCCGUGUGGUUAUUUUUUGUUUCUUGUUGUAAUGCUUUAUGUAUUUUCGGAUAAAGUAACAGCGAGAGCAUUCUUCCACCGCCCACGUGACCGCCCGCGACGUACAUCACAGCGGAAGGAUCGACACGGCAACUAUACAUUCUUGCGAAAGUAAAACGAAAAAUACAAAUGAGAAGCGAAAACAAAAACGCAAGCGGCUGUCCCUUGCUCCUCGCGUGAUGGUGGUGGUCAAGCGCUCCGUGCGCUUCGGGAUAAUAUCUCAAACGCGCUUUCGUUUUUUUUAGCGUCGAUACAUCGGAGAUGCGCGGUUUAAGGCGACGCGUUUGUCGUGCCCGCGCGCGUGACACCGGUGGCGCUUUCGAGUCGUUCCCGAGUGCCGAUGUGCGGCGACGAGCGGAAUGUGGAAAGGCUGCCACGGGAAAACGUGGCGCGAAACGUUGGACUCCGUCGCGAAGGGCGGCGCGGCCCGAUAACGCAGCACAACGGCGAACACCAACGCAGCUGAACUACGCUACUUGAUAAGCGCGUGCGAUUGUCUUCCAUUUGUUGAUAUUGAGGCACAUUGCUCACACUUGUUUCAAGGCUGUGUGUUAUGAACGGCAUCUCGACUUAAAGCUUUCGUGACUGCAGGAAUUCAUAUUCCUUGGGUCUUUCUUUCCUCCUGAUGACGUUCGCUUGUGUUGUGAUCGAAACGUCGUAGCUUUUUUUUGUUAUUUUCUUUGAACCGACCCAAAGAAUAAUUAACAUAAUUUUAUAGAAUUUACCCAGGUAAGCCUCGGAGAGUCUGAAGACUCUCGUUGUUUUACUUUCGCGCACGCUUGGCCAGUCGCUGCGCGUUGCUUCUGGGAGGAAACCCGGGUGGCCGGGGGUGGACAACACAGGCGUGCAGUCAUCCCACUUGCUGUACUGCCGCUCACGGACACCUCCCUGCGUGGAGAGUAACGUUAUAUACACCAUUUUGCCCGUACCAAUUACCCAACUGUGCAUGAUUUUCCUAUGGGUUGAUUUAACAGAAUUAUCAAUCGCUUGCAUUAAAAUGUAUGUAUGUGUGUGUAUUAUACACGCACGCAGGGAGCGGUAGUGCCUUGGUUAACGCGCUGUGUUACGAACCCGGCGACCCGAGUUCGAUUCCCGCUCACGGCCAACAUCGGUGACGGAUAUUGGAAGUGGUCCUGGGACUCCACUAGGUCGACUCGGCCUCAAAUGAGUACCUGCUGCGAUGUGUAAACAUCGCCGCUUGGGAGACUUAUUAUUAUCAACCAGUAAGGAAUUGCAAUUCUGAUACUGAUGUUCAAGUAAGCCUGAUGUGUACUUAAGAAAAAUACAUUACCGAAUGUGAUGCCCUACCCAGUUAAUGACACAGAUGCGUAGGUUAUUAAAAUUUUAUUUAAUUAUGCAUGCGUGUAUUUACUCCUAUAUAUAGAUACGCAUUUAAUGUGUGUUAAUAUAUAUAAAACAAAUAUGGACACAUCUGUACGCACGUAUGAAUGUAUGCAUGUAGGCGUGUAACGGCACGUGUAUGCGUGCGUAACAUAAUUUUGCGCGCAGGCUAGGUUCUGGAUGUAGCGCACGAAGCACAGCAUCAGCAGAGCGAGCUACUUAAACGUACAGACUUAAACACGGCAUAGAAAAAUAUAGAAUUCAACGCAAGACACCGACAUCGAUGAUUAGACCGAUUUGGGGAAAAAAGGACAUCUUUUUUUUCCGGGGGGACCAAUCAUCGCAAACUCUUAAGACAGUCUUACAUUGCUCUCCCGUGACGGAACUGUUCGGAGCGCAACCUUGGGCCCGCGAAAAUCCAUUCCGCACAGCCCUCCAGCGUGCACCGAUUUCUUCCGCUCGCGUGAAAACGAGGCCGUCGCACUGCACGAGCCUGAUGAUGGCUAUACGUGCCCCCACGUGACGCGGGACGUGGUUUCGCAAUCAUCGGACCCGCGCGGCGUGUCAAGACGGUCUUCGUCCGCGAGCGGGAAGUAACAUUUGGUGAACGUGAAGAAUCCGUGCCUUGGAAGUUCCCGGCGUAAAACCCACGAACACGUCCACGAAACACCUCGACACGCGCACGUUCUGUCGAGGCAGACGCACCCGCUACGUAAUACUGACGCGCGCGCACACACAACGAACGUGGCAGUGAAAAGCGUUCGGUAAACAAUGAACACGCUACGAAGUCUCACACUGAUAUGUGCACCCAUCUCCCCCCCCCCUCCUCCCCUCUCUCGAGGCAUUGCGUGCCGUCAAUUACCGCCGUGCUCACGUGGCCCGUCGCUUUCGGCACAACGCCACGUGCGAUGCCCCAAUGCCACCCUCUUGGCACCCCCCCCCCCCCCAACUAAUGCGUCAACUCGGCGGUGUGCAGGCGGUGCGAUUGCACUGGGCGUUAGGUGAGGAGGGAACGUGGGGGGGGGGGGAAGGGAAGAAGUUGUUUGACAAGCGGUGGAGCCCCACGCUGUACACUCUGCACAAGGGCACCUGCGAAAGCUCGCCUUGAACCUUGGAAUUGGGGGGGGCUUGCGUGCGAAAGGGCGGGGGGGGGCAGGCCGUAGCGUUAGUGGCACACAUCGCAUUUGUCGGUGAAGUCGAGUGAAAAGGUGAUCGAUUCUGGAAGGAGUUGCGUGAUCCGCAGAUAACUCAAAAAAGCUCACGCUCGCGACACUGCGCUAUUGUACACCGGGUUACUCCCCCCCCCCCCCCAUCAGACCUUGCUGGAAUUCCUACACCGAUGUUGAAAAGAGUUCAGUCGCUGACGAACACUUUAAAAAAUAAUAGUGGUGACCCUCCCGAAUCGAGAGCGUGUGCAAAUCUCACAGUUCAGUUUCCAAUAAUUUCCUGGCAAUUUUAAAACAU
Molecule: messenger RNA, 6047 nt
Organism: Lethenteron reissneri (Far Eastern brook lamprey)
Lineage: Eukaryota; Metazoa; Chordata; Hyperoartia; Petromyzontiformes; Petromyzontidae
Product: malignant T-cell-amplified sequence 1
Biological process (GO): formation of translation preinitiation complex
Molecular function (GO): RNA binding
Source: RefSeq, a predicted model, not a curated record